Messenger RNA from Haliotis rufescens (red abalone), 4912 nucleotides. RefSeq names its product calcitonin gene-related peptide type 1 receptor-like. The transcript has 13 exons. NCBI's taxonomy places the organism in Eukaryota, Metazoa, Mollusca, Gastropoda, Lepetellida, Haliotidae. Gene Ontology annotation, molecular function: G protein-coupled peptide receptor activity. Gene Ontology annotation, biological process: cell surface receptor signaling pathway; adenylate cyclase-modulating G protein-coupled receptor signaling pathway. The coding region runs from base 572 to 1945 and encodes 457 amino acids. Gene Ontology annotation, cellular component: plasma membrane. The record is from RefSeq and is a predicted model, not a curated record.
GCGAUGGAAGAAAAACUAUUUGGUCAUCAAGAGAGUUGUGCCCUGCCUAUGGAACCUCCAGCACUAUGGCACUGCAUCCAGUGUGGGAAUUAAAAGGCAAACAAUUGUAGUCUAUCCUAUGCCAAAUCAUGGAGAAGGAAGCCUUAACAGCUAGCCACGAGGUUUUAUAGAACGUGUAAUUAUUAUUGAAGAGCUAAAGGAUUGCACGUAUUGGCUAAAUUGAAACGGCAGAGGAAAGCUCCGACGAUUGACGUUGCCUUCAAUGCUCCGAGUCGCGUUUAAUGGUUGCGUAUCGGCACAACUUUCUGAUUGAAUUACAAGCUACCCUACUGCCCCGAAGCAAACCUUGUCUGUCCAGCGGAAGGCGCAUGGCGACGCCUAUAUAAUAGCAACGUGCUGCAGCACAGAUGGCUGGUAGUUUGUGAGAGAGAUAGAGAGCGCAACAGAUGACUACACGUUAACGUGGAGUUCUCGCAUACUAGCUUUCCCUGCCUACCUACAACAGGUGUAGGCGUGUGUGUGUGUGUGUGUGUUGUGACGACUUGUCGAGUGAAACAUCUAUUGGAAAAGUAUGUCUACAGAAGAUGAAGCCUCUGGGAAACUUAACAUCAUCAAAGGACACUUUUUACAUCCAACCUUGAUUGCUAAAACGAACUGUGAAUUAGAAGUGUUAUCCAAGACGGCGCCAGAUGAUGGACGGUCAUACUGCAAUGCCACGUUUGAUGGGUGGGGAUGUUGGAACCACACCCUUGCAGGGGAGACAGCCUUCAUUACCUGCCCCGCCUUCAUCACCUUCAACCCAAAUGCGACCGCCUUCAGGGAAUGCGGAGAUAAUGGGACAUGGAAGGACCACCCGUUAUCUGGUCGGCCAUGGAGCAACUACUCGGCAUGCAGGCAGAGAACGACCAAUCAGCUGCUCCAACUUGACUCAUCGGACGACGAUCGCCGCUUCAUCUAUAUUUUUAUUGGUGGAUUUUCCUUUUCCAUCGUGAUGCUUUUUAUCUCUUUGAUAAUCUUCUUCUCAUUCAGACAGCUGAGAUGUGAACGCAUCACAAUCCACAAGAACAUGUUCAUCUCCUACCUGUUGACGGGCGUGGCCUGGAUCCUAUACUACACCCUCGUCACCCUGGACGGAACUGUGCUCGUCGAAAACCCGGUUUGGUGUAAGGUGUUGCAUGUGAUUGCUCAGUACUGUACCGUGUCUAACUUCGCCUGGAUGUUCUGCGAGGGCCUCUACCUCCACACUAUAAUGGUGCAAGCCUUCAGGACAGGAAAAGCUCUGAUGGUCGUUAUUCUCAUUAUCGGAUGGGGGAUACCUGCUCUAUUAACCAUAAUAUACACAACAGUGAAAGCUACACGGGGGCAUCACAACGACAGCUGCUGGGUAUUUCCUGAUUCUUACCAGUGGAUUCUGUACGGUCCUGUAAUAUUCUCAGUACUGGUCAACAUCUGCAUCUUGAUCAACAUCAUCCGUUUACUUGUCACAAAGUUGCGACAAAUUCCAGAGGCGUCACAAAGCAAAAAGGCGGCUCGGGCCACGUUGAUCCUGGUCCCCCUGUUUGGCCUUCAGUACCUGGUGUUCCCAGUCCGCCCUGACAAAGACUCUCCCCUCUACGAGUUCUACCAUUACUUCAUUGCGCUGUUGACGUCACUGCAGGGAGCCCUAGUCUCGGUCAUGUACUGCUUUUGUAACGGCGAAGUGACAUCAAUAGUCCGCCGGAAGUGGCACCAACACAGACUGAUGACUGGCCAUGUCCGGAAGAACACGACCUCUGCUACCUUGUAUACAGAAGCCUACUCUGUCAUGCACUCCUCCAACAAAGAUCUCUCUGGACAAAAGUCAAAGGUCGCUUCCGAUCUUUACAAUAAGGCGUUGGUAAGUAAAGAUUCUGUCCAAAUGAAGCCUUUGAAGAUAGAGACAACAUCUACAACAACUCUAACGUGAUAACGUCAACAACGACGUUCAGAGGUCAACGCUUGCCCUCGGGAGAUUCAGUGGUCUGACGCCGACUAAGCCAAAGAAGGCAUCUUCGAUUGGAAGGUCUCACUCACAUUCCUGUGCACUCGUUCCUACUCGCGCCUAUUGUCGUGGCAUGAUCGUUUGGGGAAAACAGUGACGUUACCGUGAUACCAUACACAUCGGUAAAUACAGAGCACGUUAUGUCUGAAUAUUCCAAACAAAAUUGGUCUGUUCUUGCAAGACAUAAUAAAGAUGUUCUUGUAAAUAAUUGUGGUUCCUGGCCAAUAUUAUUUGUUUAUAUUUGUAUAUUAUUUAAAGGGAUAUUCCAAUCAAAUAUUUAAAGUAUUGUAUUAACUUUAAAUAUACCCAGUACUCAUAUGCGUAAUAAGUUUAACCUGUUCUUAUAUGGGCGAUCUCUGAAAGAAUAAUAAUGAAGAUUGCUUACAAGUACAAAAAAGAAAAUGCAAUGUGAAUAUUUUUAACCAUAGUAAACGCUAUGUGUCUAUCAACAGCUAACAUAGCAAAUUCGACUGUCAUUGAACCUAUCUGAUAGCUUUAACCCCAUCAUUCUGAAGUCUCAAUAAACUUUCUAAGGUUAAGUUCAUCGCUUGCAUCAUGUCCGAUCAUGUCUUUGACGCAUCCAUUUCAAUCUCACCAAAGUUUAAAAAGCUGAAUUUGGGAAUUUACUUCAAUGUUCAAUGUUCUAUGUUCUACUCUAUCGCCAUUGGAUUGGGUUUGCAUGGUGUGUCGAUGAUGUCAUAAUCUCACGACCUAUCGUUCUCGUAAGACAUCCGAGACAACAAAAUGGCGAUCUCCACAAGACGGCAAAACACUUUGCUUACCAUAGCGCUUUUAUGAGCAUAAACAGCCUGAACCAAAGUUUCAAACACAUCAGUUUGCCUCUGGAAUAUCCCUGUAUGUGUGUACAUUUCUUUGGGUCAGUCAUUUCUGUGUAGAAUACCAAUCAAUAUAUAUUUCGUUAACUUACAAUAAUUAUUCACCUAUUUAAUACCGUGUUAGAGGGUUUUCGUGAAAUGGUAGCACAUGUAGAGUGUUUUGUUGACAUAUUAAGAUUACAGGUUUAUUAUUUUUUUCAUUUCUCAUCAUGUUCAGUAUAAGCAUCAUUUUUGCUUUGAUGUGAUUAUGGUAUAUACUAUUAAGUUUCUUGUUGUUCGAGAAUAUAUGUGCUGAUUUUGAAGUGGUACGCAUAUAAAGUCGCUAUAUAUCAGGCUUGAUUAUGUAGAGAAAGAAUAUGAAAGAAUGUCGAUAGCGCUAAACAUUAGCAUUGUACAUAGCAUCAACCAGUAUUACAAUAUUUUCCAUAUAAACAUAUUUUGUAUUGUGUAUGUACUGUACGCGGAAGUGAAAAUAGUGUCAUUUGUGUUAGGUAUAUGUUUUUCUUUCACAGUGAAUCGCUUUUUUCUUUAAUAAAAUCACAAUUAUUCAUUUCACUAUUACGUACUACUAAACAUUUGAUCGGAAAUAUCAAAAGAAAUGUUGUUUUAGAUUGUGUAUCUGCAUAUGCUUGUUUUAAGAUGGAAAAGAUAGACGCACACCUGUAGCUGUUUGUUGAUAUAAACAUACUGUUGAUGACAUUAUGAGUGUAAGUGUUUGUGAGUAUUUUACAGUUUGUACUCUAUAGUAUUCUAGAAACAUGUUGUAAAUAUGAUAGUCUAUGUUUGUAGUGUAAUGUUAUCGUUAUCAUAAAGGAAGUUUUUUUAAGGAAUCUUAGUGAUGUAAUCGUUUUAUAUAUUGUUCGAAAUGGUAAGCACAUAGAUAGUUCUCUUAACAAUAUACAUUGUGAAAACUAGGAUAUAUACAUAUAUGCGAAUGUUAAUGAGUAUUCUAUUUCUACAUCUGACAACACAUGUUUUCCGACAGAAUUUCAGAAUACAUGUCAUUUUGGUUUUCGGUAGCAUUCUCCCUUUACGUUAACUCUCAAAGACUGACAUGACGUCACUCUGAUGCAAUGGAUGACGUCAUAUGCUUCUGAGACAUGUUAACCCCACUGUAAAAUAAAACAUGGAGAGAACAAGCUCAGUCGAAGUUGUUCUGAUUGAUACUGAUUACACUUAAUGCAUAAUUAAUGUGGUAUUCGCUUUGUCAAGUGUAAGGGCACGUUUUUUCUGUAACCUGGAAUUGAGAAAAAAUAAAUGCUUAUCAAGGAAAAAUUCGUACGCAGUUAAAAGUCUUGGAGACGUUUUUAAACCAACCAGUCUUCCAUUCAUUCAAAUGGAUUAUGAUAUGUAAUGUGCAGAAAUGUAAUGAUGUUAUGUUUGUUUCCAUGACGAUAUCUUACAUUGUUAUUCCAACCUUAGAGUUGAAAACAAACCCGUUUUCAGUUUCAGUUCAUAUGGAUAGCCUUGAUGCUAUCUGAAGAUGAGAACCAUGUGAUCUACGAUUUAAAACGCAAUUUUAUAUGUUUGAUAUUAUCUUGUUUAAAACAUGUUCUACUUGAUCCUGAAGAAAUUGAAAAAAUACUGAACUGAUAUUUGGAUCAAGUGUAUUUAUUAUCAAGUCCUUUUAUGAGGAUGAAUGUUUCUGCCAAAACAAAUGGUUGGUACAACAAGAUUAUCUUCUGAGAAAUAUGCAAAAGUAAUUUAUCAUCCUGAUACAAAUCUGUACAUUUUUAGUUGGAAGAUACUGUAACAACCAUUAACAUCUGCGUUCAAUGUACAACAUGUGGACCCUAGGUGUGAACACUGUUAUGAAGUUAUUUGUGUGUAUUUUAAUACCUUUUCAUUUUCAUCUUUUUACUAUAGUCUGUGUACGACAUAAAAAGAUGUGCGUGAGGAGUGGUUAUUACUUACAAGUAGUCAUUGACAAAAUAUUGUUACUUUGCGCUGUAUUGUUGACGGUCAGCCAUCUAUUGUGAUAAAUUAGCUUUGCUUCAACUGAAUUGUUAAUUGUUAUACAAUGUUAAAUGAGUGUUAAUAAAAUUUAUGUUGAUGA